Aspergillus caelatus is the source of this 1807-nucleotide messenger RNA. Its product is annotated as Zn(II)2Cys6 transcription factor. Lineage: Eukaryota; Fungi; Ascomycota; Eurotiomycetes; Eurotiales; Aspergillaceae. Bases 26 to 1807 code for a protein of 593 amino acids. Gene Ontology annotation, cellular component: nucleus. Gene Ontology annotation, molecular function: sequence-specific DNA binding; zinc ion binding; DNA-binding transcription factor activity, RNA polymerase II-specific. Gene Ontology annotation, biological process: positive regulation of transcription by RNA polymerase II; DNA-templated transcription. The record is from RefSeq and is a predicted model, not a curated record. The transcript is spliced from 7 exons.
CGGCCACCUCCAGCCUCCCACUACUAUGGAUGAGGCAUCGUUCCUACGAAUUGUCCCGUAUUCUCCGACGCAUGCGAAACGUAACACACGCCGGCGGAAACGCACUAGCUUAAGCCAGAACCCUGACACAUCCGACUCGGUCGCGAAAAUCCGCAAUGCAUGCACGACGUGCCGAGAAAAGAAGACUAGAUGCUCAGGGCAUAUGCCAUGCCUACGAUGCCGGCAGAAUAGCCAGCCAUGUCAAUACAUGCCCCUCGCACGGCGUCACGACCCGCAAGGCCAGCCAGGAGAAUCAACUUCGGGAGCAAUCUCUAAAAGACCGUUAUCUACUGGAGUAGAUCAUGAAUCCCCUCAGGAUACGCAAAUGACCCCCGAGGAACCACCGCAGGAAGACCAAUACGGCCAUUUUCAUGGAAGUGCAUCGGGGUUUGCCUUCCUGCAACUUGUUAAAGCUAGGCUGGCCAGUUUACCAUCGAUGUCGCUGAAUUUCCCUGACUACCCACUGCUAGAUUCGACCAAUUUUCCCGCAACGCUUCCCCCGAAGUCGAUUGCAGAUACUCUCAUCCAUAACUACUUCGACUUCGGUCUGACCACGUCGCGUUUCGUACAUAAAAGCAGUCUGCUGGCCUCCCAUGGAAGCCUGUAUAGCAACAACCCCGACAGCCUUCCCAGCCAGGACGAUCGAGCUCUCUUAUAUAUGGUAAUGGCGAUCGGAUCUCAUUACGCGCAGGCAAACACAGUAUUCAGCGGCUUUUCUGCUAGUGUUCAAUAUUUCACCAUGGCCCAAAGGGAGUUAGAGAGAGGGUCCAGUAAAAUCACCCUGAGUUCAUUACAGGCCAGGUUGCUGAUCACCCAUUACCUUCUCAACCACUCCAGGAUGCACGACGCGUGGUCCUCCUUUGGGAUUGUUGUUCGACAUGCACAAGCGCUCCGCCUACAUCGCGAGGCUACCGCAUCUCCAACGAACUUCAUUGAGCACGAAUAUCGGAAGAACAUAUUCGGCCGCCCAUCAGCACUGCAUGACGAUGACAUCGACCAAGAGGAAUGCGGAUUCACGGAUGAUGAUGAUGUUACGAUUCCCGAGAACCAUCUAAAAAGCAAAGGUGCAUUCUGCUCGGGGGCUGCCCUUGUAUACUAUGCCCGACUAGUUAGGAUUCUUGGAGUGGUACUACGGGAGUUCUAUGGCCCCGUGCGAAAGCGACAUGACCUCCAAAGUCUCCAAGCCAUGGCAGUCAAGAUGCAACAACUUCUACAAAACUGGGUACUCAACCUUCCUCCAUUCCUGGAUUUCAUCUCCUUACCACCCUCGACCAUGUCGACUCUCACACAGCGGCAGCUAUGCACCCUAAAGCUGGUCUAUUCCCAUACAAGGCUACUUUUGUACCGCCCGUUUAUUCUCUAUUCGAUCCAACAGAAUGCUGAUACACAGGAUACCCCGGAUCUGACCAUUGAGGCAGCCUAUUCGAUUGUAGACGAGUGUCGUUCCUUGCAGAACCGCGGCCUGUUCUCGCGUCGCUUCUGGUUGGUCAAUUAUACCCAAUUCGCGGCGAUUGGAACCUUGUAUAUGUACUCGAUUGCCGACGAAGCUCUGACUCAAUUCCCCGUCGGGGUCGAAGGAGAUCUCUUGCAAAAGGUGACUCUACAGUGCAGCACAACCACUGAUAAUACCUUCGAUGGGUCGACUAUGGACGGUUCAGGGAUCGAGCUUCCCGACUUGGAUGACAUGCUAUUGGGCAAUGGUGAUCCAUUUGGUUCAGCCGUGCUGGAUACAGCAUUCAUCGAUGCAUAUUUAAGGGAGGCGGACUGA